Messenger RNA from Orbicella faveolata, 1540 nucleotides. RefSeq lists its product as uncharacterized. NCBI's taxonomy places the organism in Eukaryota, Metazoa, Cnidaria, Anthozoa, Scleractinia, Merulinidae. Gene Ontology annotation, molecular function: protein binding. The record is from RefSeq and is a predicted model, not a curated record.
UACAUAAAGUCGUUCAGUUGUCUUGUUUGAUUUGUUACUACAUAUAUAUCUCAAGCAGAAAACGGUUUUCUUGGAGUUACAAGGACUUCGAAAAAAACCCGUUCACAAUGUCAUACAAAGAAGCAAAUGAUGUGUUAAACUACUGGCUUGGAGGUGGUGAUCGUUCAAAGAGACCACGCUGGUUCGGAGGUGGAGAGGAAGCCGCGCAAGAAUUACGAGACAAGUUUGGAACGUUGGUUGAGAAAGCAAGAAACGACGAGCUAAAACAUUGGGAAAAUGAUCCUAAAGCAACUCUAGCAUUAAUUAUUUUACAGGAUCAGUUCCUUCGCACUCUUUACAAGGGUAGCCCUGUGGCUACAUCGAGGGAUCUUUACUGUCAAGAGCUCGCCCAAAAGUUCAUACAACGUGAGACUCACGACCACUUGAAGUUCAGCCCUGCUGCAAGACUUUUUCUUUAUCUUCCACUCGAACACAGUGAGGAUAGAGGGAAACAGGGUAGCCCUGUUGCUUUUUCAAGGGAUCUUCACUGUCAAGUGCUCGCCCAAAAGUUCAUACAACGUGAGACUCACGACCACUUGAAGUUCAGCCCUGCUGCCAGAAUUUUCAUUUAUCUUCCAAUCGAACACAGUGAGGAUAGAGACAAACAGGAGCUUAACGUUCAGCUUUUUGCUCAGUUAGAGAAGGACACCAAAGGUACUGAAGAGGAAUCCAGUGUAAAAAAAAUUGCAUUGGUGUGCUGGUCUGAACUUAGCGUUCAGCUUUUUGCUCAGCUAGAGAAUGAUACCAAAGGUAGUGAAGAGGAAGCCUUUGGGAAAGGAGGAUAUCGCUUUGCCUGUCUUCAUAAGGAAGUCGUGGACAGAUUUGGUCGCUUUCCACAGCGGAACAAAGUUCUGGGCAGAGAAAACACACCAGAAGAAGAAGAUUGGCUAAAUAAUUUACCUAACAAGUACAAAUGGUGAAGCAUACACAGAGUACUACUGAACUGUACACUGAUUUUGGUAAUACACUUUAAAAAUGCGCCGAUCAGCUCGAAAUUUCAAUGUUUGAUUUCUUUGGUUCAUAUUCCCCUCAUUUCAGUUUGUACAAACUCAGUCGCCUUUCUCAUUAUUUUAAAGAACACUUGGUUAGUUGUCAGUAACGUUCACCUUGUUUGUCACGUACCUCUCCCACAUGAGGAAAGAUUGCGUGGCAGGCUGACAACAAAAUCACGUUUGAGGACGUGAUCGGGCCUUAAUUUAGCAUAUUGAUUCAAUAUUAAAGUUAUUCAAUAUUCAAUUUUUAGUUAGCUCACCGAAUUCAUCCUUGAACAAAUCCCGGGAACAAAUAUGUUCCAAGUUGAGGAACGUUCUAAUCGAAAAAAUAUAUAUAUUAUUUAACAAAUAAAGAAGCCUAUGCCGUGUAUUACACUGUGAUAAAACACGACGGGCAUUUGAGAACACGAGGGAAAUGUAGAAAUCAUGAGCCGCGCGUGAGUGCUUUCUACAUUUCUCUAGUGUACUCAAAUGUCCGGAGUGUUUUAUGACAGUGUAAUACACGGCUU